This is a messenger RNA of Gloeophyllum trabeum ATCC 11539, 492 nucleotides long. RefSeq lists its product as uncharacterized. The record is from RefSeq and is a predicted model, not a curated record. The coding region runs from base 1 to 492 and encodes 163 amino acids. Lineage: Eukaryota; Fungi; Basidiomycota; Agaricomycetes; Gloeophyllales; Gloeophyllaceae. The transcript has a single exon.
AUGAGGCUAUUCCCUGCUCCGGUUCACAGUAAUCUGCAAAGCCUGUGUCUCCGUAGCCCAGGAUUAACUGUGGGAUAUGCACCUGUAAUCGGCCUCGACAUCCUCACCUUUCCUCACCUGACUGGCUUGGAGCUGGUAAAUCUAGCAUUUGGUCGGGAUACGUCCACAGAGCGUUUCAUUCUCCGGCAUAAGGCGACGCUACGCCGGUUAGAGGUCAUAGAUUGCCUAAUGGUAUGUAACGAACUGGAGGUCGUGGGACGAAAGGAAGACAACAGGUGGGAGAUGCCACGUACAUGGGAGGAUACCUUUGACGGAUUCAGGAAAGAGCUGGGGUGCUUGCAGGAGAUCGAAGUUUGGGAGUAUGGUUAUGGCCGCUACAAGAAAUACCUGCUACUCGAUGUCAAGGUCUACAGGGAGCAGGAAGAUGCUGAUGCGGCUGCUCUGCAGGAACUGGAGUCCGUCGUUAAGCGACGAAGAGACGAGGAGUUGUAA